This is a messenger RNA of Cetraspora pellucida, 1455 nucleotides long. NCBI's taxonomy places the organism in Eukaryota, Fungi, Glomeromycota, Glomeromycetes, Diversisporales, Gigasporaceae. The record is from the annotation of a GenBank genome assembly.
AUUACUUUUUCUCAAACAUAUUCAUUAAAUGGUUUUAUCAAUGAAUUAAAACAAUAUCAAAAAGUAGAAUUACAUGAAAGUAUUUUAAAAGUUAUAGGCAUUUUUGAGCAGAGUGUAGAUGAAAUUACCUUCUUUCGUGAAUAUGCAUAUGAUGGAACUCUUCGUCAAUAUUUAGAACAAAAUUUUUGCAUUAUUGAUUGGAAUGAUAGAUUACAUCUUGCAAAACAGCUCGUUAGUGCUGUAAAAUGCUUGCAUGAAAAUGACAUUAUUCAUAUGAACUUGAACUCAGAAAACAUAUUUGUUCAUAAAGGAGAUAUUAAAAUUAACAUCUUUAAAUACCAAAAUAAAUGUUUAGACGAAUCCAAAUUCACUCCAUACAUAGAUCCACAAUAUUUACAAAGUUCUAAAACAUAUAAUCUUAAUAAAAGCUCAGAUAUAUACAGCAUUGGAGUUCUUAUUUGGGAAAUUUCAAGUCGUACUAUUCCAUUUAGAUCAGAAUUUUCGAAUGUUUCUAGUCUAUUAAAAGCAAUAAUAAUUGACAGAAAACGUGAAACUGCUGUCCUCGGAACGCCUAAAGCAUAUGAAAAAAUUUACACAAAAUGUUGGCAGCACGAAUCACUUCAACGUCCAACUAUUCAAGAAGUUUUUAAGACUUUAAACAGUAUAAAUUUUGAUGACAUAUGUAAAGAAGAAAAUGAGAUAAAAUACGGCAUGAAUAGAAAGUAUAUGUCAGAUAAAUUGAUGCAUUAUAUUGACUGGCGAAAUGAAACAGUUAAAGAAUUAAAAUUGAUCUCAUCAAUUAUUACAUCUUUUAAGAAAACAACUUCCUUAUCAAUUAUUGAAACUCUUAAAGAAGAAAAUGGAAAUUGUCAAGGGAGCAUACUAGAUAUAACUUCUUUACCUGCUUUUAAUUUAAGGUUAAAACAUGUUCAUGGUGAAUUAAGAUUUCUUUAUGGUUUAAAUCGAUUAUUUUUAUCUCAAUUUGAUAAACAAGGAAUCUCAGAAACUACUACAUGUUCAAUAAUUUGUCAGAUAGAAAGAUAUAUAAGUAAUCAUGAUACAAAACCAAAUUUAAUUCUCAAGCAAUAUUGUAAUCAUAAAUAUAAACAUUAUUUUACAAGCAUUAUUGGAUUUUUUUAUGAAUACGGAAUUGGAACGGAUGUUAAUCACUAUAUGGCAUAUGAUAUGUAUAGUAAAGCGAUUAAAGAUAUUUGUGUUACUAGCUCUUCAAAUGAUCAAGAUAAUUUGUCUAACAAUUUAUUAAAAGAAAAUCAACGUAUCGGAUUAAUAUCUCUAGGUUUAUUAUACAAAUAUGGAAGAGGAAUUGAAGUUAAUCAACUCAAAGCAUUUAGAUUAUUUUUAAAAUCAAUUUCUAAGGGUUCUUUAUUAGGAAUCAUAAAACAGGAAGAUACUAAUAAUAAUUAUAAAACAGGUGAAAAGAUAAAAAAUAGAUGA